Molecule: messenger RNA, 378 nt
Organism: Oikopleura dioica
Lineage: Eukaryota; Metazoa; Chordata; Appendicularia; Copelata; Oikopleuridae
Source: the annotation of a GenBank genome assembly
AUGGAGCAAUUUUCUCAAAUAAGAAAUAUUCAACUCGAAGAUGAAGUUUUCAGAAGAGCGAGUUGUGAGCAGAGCAGGAUUGUUUAUGCGGCAGAGAGUGGAGAUUUGCUGCAAGUUCAGAGAAUUCUCAAGAUUCGACCAAAUUUGGUAAAUUGGACAACUUCGGCUUGUUGGAGCGCGCUUCAUAUGGCUUCUCGAUUUGGGCACUUGGAUAUUGUAAAGUUUCUCGUUCAAUCUGGCGCUGAUUUGAAUAUUUUGAGCUACUCGAAAUCUACCCCACUCAUGGAGGCCACUGCAGCGGGCCAAAUUGAUUGCGUUAGAUUUUUGCUGAAAAAGGGAUGCAAAGUCAAUCUUCACGACACGACUGAGUUAAAAUAA